AUUGGCCCGCGGGACCGACGUACGCCCACGCCCCCUCCUCCCGCCCGCCAAUCGGCUUCCCUCUUAUUAAGAAUCGGCCGCCGAAACGCUCGCGAAAGAGAGGCCGCAGCGAUGGGGCUGGAGAGCACCAUGGUGUGCGUCGACAACAGCGAAUACAUGCGGAAUGGGGACUUCGUGCCAACCCGCCUGCAAGCACAGCAGGAUGCCGUGAACAUCGUGUGCCACUCUAAAACCCGCAGCAACCCGGAAAAUAAUGUUGGGCUUAUCACACUAGCCAACAACUGUGAGGUGCUGACAACAUUGACAUCAGACACGGGAAAAAUUCUAUCCAAACUUCAUUCUGUGCAGCCCAAGGGAGACAUUAACUUCUGCACAGGGAUUCGUGUGGCUCACCUGGCAUUGAAACAUCGCCAGGGAAAAAACCACAAGAUGAGGAUUGUAGUUUUUAUUGGAAGUCCCAUCCUCAAUGAUGAAAAGGAGCUCCUGAAGCUAGCAAAGCGUCUAAAAAAGGAAAAAGUUAAUGUAGAUAUCAUUAACUUUGGCGAAGAGCAGGGAAGCAACACUGAGAAGCUGACAGCAUUUGUGAACACGCUGAAUGGGAAGGAAGGAACAGGCUCCCAUCUCGUGACUGUUCCACCAGGUUCUAGCCUGGCUGAUGCUCUGCUUAGCUCACCCAUUUUGGCUGGAGAGGGUGGAGUUGGGUUUGGUCUAGAAGCCAGCGACUUUGAAUUUGGGGUAGACCCAAAUGCCGACCCGGAACUGGCCCUGGCCCUGCGUGUAUCCAUGGAAGAACAGCGGCAGCGCCAAGAGGAAGAGGCACGCAGAGCAGCAGCUGCCUCUGCUGCUGAGGCCGGAGUGAAACCAGCUGCUGGUGAAGACUCUGACCAGGCUUUGCUGGAGCAGGCCCUAGCAAUGUCCAUGCAGCAGCCAGAAACGGUCAGCCCAGGAAUUCCAGAUUUUAGCAGCAUGUCCGAGGAAGAACAAAUUGCUUAUGCCAUGCAGAUGUCUCUUCAGGCAUCAGAAUUUGGUCGAGAAGGAGCAAGUGAAGCAGAGAGCUCUGCCAUGGAUACUUCUGAACCACCUGCGAAGGCGGAUGAAGAGGAUGAUUAUGAUGUGAUGCAAGACCCAGAGUUCCUGCAGAGUGUGCUGGAGAACUUGCCAGGAGUAGACCCUUCCAAUGAGGCUAUUCGCAAUGCUAUGGGCUCGCUUGCCUCUCAGUCAGGCACUCAGGCCAAAGACACCAAGAAAGACAAGGACAAAAAAGACGAGAGCAAAAAAUAAAGCAGAUUGCAAAAUGCAUUUCCACACCUUGCAAUGCCCUGAACGUGAAAGGUUAAAAUGUGCUAUGUGUAAAGCUUAUCUGUGCAAAAUAAAGAUCUUUAAUAUUGCACGUUUAUCUUAGUGGUUGUCCUACUACUUAAGCGUUUACAAUAAACAUUGUAAAGGCUUAAAGGUGCUUGAGUGUUUUAUACUUAAAAUAGCAUUGCUCCGAGGUUCCUGUUGGCAGAUUUAUAAAGUAUCUAAAUGUAGGAAGUUUUGUUCAUUGAAACUGUCUUAAAAAAUGUCUAACUUUACAAUUGUUAUGCUUUAAAAUGUAUGUUAUCUUGGAGUCAAAUACUUUACAUUUGACUGGAGAUUACUGAAUAACAAGUAAUUAAGCAGCCAUAGUUAUAGCAGUUGUCUUCAAAAAACCUGGACUUGGAAGUCAACUGCUAAAUGUUCAUUGCCAUUUAUUUCAUAAUUAUUUUUCUUGUUUGGCUGCUACAAUAAAAUAGUGUACUUUUAUUAAUUUAACCAUUUUAAGUAUUUUGUAAGGAAACUUUCACUAUCACAUCACAUUACACAUAGGGAUAAUGAUUUUGAUUGAGAUUUUACAUUUUUAUAAGUGUUUAGUGCAUUAUAAAAAUGUGAUUAAAUAUUUGAACCAUG
Petromyzon marinus (sea lamprey) is the source of this 1929-nucleotide messenger RNA. RefSeq names its product proteasome 26S subunit ubiquitin receptor, non-ATPase 4 (gene PSMD4). Gene Ontology annotation, cellular component: proteasome regulatory particle, base subcomplex; cytosol; nucleus. Gene Ontology annotation, biological process: proteasome-mediated ubiquitin-dependent protein catabolic process. NCBI's taxonomy places the organism in Eukaryota, Metazoa, Chordata, Hyperoartia, Petromyzontiformes, Petromyzontidae. Gene Ontology annotation, molecular function: polyubiquitin modification-dependent protein binding. The record is from RefSeq and is a predicted model, not a curated record.